UAUUCUGGAAAAAAAAAAUGCUUCCAGGUGAGAUACUCUGUUUUCCCUACUACCCCAAAUCCAACGGUUUCAUUGGUAACCCUCCCAAAUCAUUUUGCAUUCGUGUCUAUACCCCAUUGGUUCUUUUUACCUUCUUUAUCAACCCCACUAAAAUCUCAAAAAGCUAAAAGCUUCCAUAUUUCGUCAUCAAUGGAGUAUAAAUUGAAGGCCCCACCAUUUUUCUUCACUUGAACCACAUUAACCUGAAGAAAAUCCCAGCAAUACCAGACACACCCACCAUUUCUCUUUUACUGGUCGACAUUUGGGAACAUUCCCAGAAAUUAAAGGUCGGUGCCCCUUUCUCUUUCUCUCUAUCUUCUGAACAAAAUUAAAAUUGACCUGAAGAACAUAAACCAAAAAAAAAAUAAAAAACAGUUACACCGCCUUUCUUUCCUCAGAUAUUUUGUAUAGAUUACUUAGUCGGCAAGUCGAUAUGUUUAACUAUAAAAUCUUCUUCAUCCACCACAUUUAUCACUUCUCUUCUUAUCAAUUAAUGGAUUCUGAUAACAAAAUGUUCUUUCCAACAACAACAACAACCACACCAAUCAAUUCACCUUCUAAAAUCCCAAAUUCAUCUUCAAUUCAAUCUGGGUUAUUUGAUCCACCCAUAAUUUCAUUUCCUGACCCUGUUUUCACUUCUGGGUUUUCUUCACAAUCAUUAAAUUUUCAGAGCAUUUCAUCACCUCUCAAUUAUGUUUUUCCUGAAAAUUUUGGAGUUGUUCCUGAAAUUGACCCAAAUCCACAUCCAUUAGAGUGUUUACAAGGAACCCCAAUUCCACCAUUUUUGUCGAAAACUUAUGAUCUUGUUGAUGAUCCAACUUUAGACCCCAUUAUUUCUUGGGGUUCUUUAGGUCAAAGCUUUGUGGUUUGGGAUCCUGUGGAGUUUUCUCGCAUUGUUCUUCCAAGGAAUUUCAAGCAUAAUAACUUUUCCAGUUUUGUUCGUCAGCUUAAUACUUAUGGUUUUCGUAAGGUUGAUCCUGAUAAAUGGGAGUUUGCCAAUGAGGGUUUUUUGCGUGGAAACAAACAUUUGUUGAAGAACAUCCACAGGCGUAAAUCACCACAAUCUCAGCAGCUUACUUCGUAUGAAGGGUCAUCUUCUGAAUUUGGUUUAGGAAGUGAGAUAGAAAAAUUGAAGCAAGAGAAGAGCGCAUUAAUGCAACAAGUUGUCGAAUUGCAGAAGCAGCAGCGUGGGACUGCACAAGGCGUAGAGAGGGUGAAGGAUAAAAUUCAGGCUUCAGAGCAGAGACAGAAACAGAUGAUUUCAUUCUUGGCUAAAAUUCUUCAAAACGCGGUAUUUGUAGACCGUGUGAAUCAAAUGAAAGAACAAAGAACACUUGUGUCUCCAAGAACAAAGAAGAAGUUUCUGAAGCAGAAACAGCAAGAAGCAGGUUCUUCUGGUACACCUGUAGGACAAAUGGUGAGGUACAGACCUGAGUUUAAAGACGUGGGAGAUUUUCCAGCUUCUGAAAUUCCAAUAUCAUGUUCUCAACCGCAGAGUGAGCCUUUUCAAAUUGAAGACGUUCCAUUUUAUGAAUUAGCAGCAGCACAGGAUUUUAUGGAGAUGCCCGGAUCAGUUGGAGCUACUGGACCUUCGAGUUGUGGGCUCGAAUAUCCCUUUUGGACAGGAAAACAGGUAGGCCUCUGCAGUAUUGCGCCAGGCUAUGUUGUACAACUAACUGAAGGAUGUAGCAUGAUCUGACCUCCCGGGUUGGUCCCUUCUUUUGCAGGUUUGGGAACGAAGCUCAUGUUCCCGUUACGAGAUUCAUGCAUCGUUGCGUACAAGUUUCCAUUAAAGAACAGUUCGAAGAAUAGGAGUUUACUUGACGGCCAAAUAGCCCAAAACAAGGUCGGUGCCCAAAAUUCUCACGGGAUUCUCAUCCCUUUCUUAUUUUCUUCUUUUUUAACCCUAACUUUUUUACUUAAACAAAAAUAAAAGGGCACAUGUCUUCAUUUUCUCCUUCCUCAACUGAACACAAAUUUCUUUUUACUUCCCCAAAUUUCCUUUUACUUUCCCAAAUUCUCACUUUCUUCCCAUAUGAACCCUAAAUUCUUAAAAAGUAAAAUAUGCAUAAUAACAAUAAGUUCAACUUCAUAUUCAAGUUUCAAAAAUAAUUCAAGUACCACUUUAGGUAAUGGUAGGGUUUAUAGUUGACAUUGAUUGUUUGUAUUAGUCCAAACUACUUAGAAGUUUAACCACAAUUAAGGAAAACGUUUCUAUAGUUUCCUAAUAUCUAGCACGCGACUCAUAUCCAGCAGUGAGAAUUACGAUCACCGACCUCAUUAAUGGUACGCACUGCACCUACGACCAUAUGGGGUAUUUUGGCUAUAAGUCAUAGUUGAAGCUGUUUGUCUUACUUACUAAUGUCUGUUAUUGCUCACUGAUGAGCUGGCACAAGUUGUUAGAAGUUAGUUUUAGUUUGUUACGUAGCUUCUUAUACACUCUUGUAUUUUCUGCUUGUAUAUAUAGUUUUCUUAAGGCUGUAAUUCAUUUGAGAUUAA
Beta vulgaris subsp. vulgaris (sugar beet) is the source of this 2538-nucleotide messenger RNA. RefSeq names its product heat stress transcription factor A-3. Gene Ontology annotation, biological process: regulation of transcription by RNA polymerase II. Lineage: Eukaryota; Viridiplantae; Streptophyta; Magnoliopsida; Caryophyllales; Amaranthaceae. Gene Ontology annotation, molecular function: DNA-binding transcription factor activity; RNA polymerase II cis-regulatory region sequence-specific DNA binding. Bases 473 to 1738 code for a protein of 421 amino acids. The transcript has 4 exons. The record is from RefSeq and is a predicted model, not a curated record. Gene Ontology annotation, cellular component: nucleus.